This is a messenger RNA of Tetrapisispora phaffii CBS 4417, 5895 nucleotides long. RefSeq lists its product as uncharacterized. Gene Ontology annotation, biological process: nuclear-transcribed mRNA catabolic process, deadenylation-dependent decay. Gene Ontology annotation, cellular component: CCR4-NOT core complex; P-body. Bases 1 to 5895 code for a protein of 1964 amino acids. Gene Ontology annotation, molecular function: molecular adaptor activity. Lineage: Eukaryota; Fungi; Ascomycota; Saccharomycetes; Saccharomycetales; Saccharomycetaceae. The record is from RefSeq and is a predicted model, not a curated record. The transcript has a single exon.
AUGAAUGAAGCUGAAUUUAAACCUAACAAUUAUGAAGAGGUAUUUGUAGAUGAUUUAAAGUUGACUGAGAGUGCACAUAUACAUUCAUUAUUGCUAAAUAUUGAUGAAUUAAAUUAUGAAAAAAUAAAGCGGACUAUAUUAUUUUAUUUGGAAGAAGUUUCUGAAUACGCCUUUAUCAAAUACUGGAAGACUAUCCUAUCAAUUAAUUCAAAUUUUAUUAUUAACUCUGAAAGAAGGUUUAGAGACUUAGAAGAAGAACCUGAAGAUGAUAGAAUAAUGAUUCAUUUACUUUAUGAUUCGUUGCAGGAGUUGCAAUAUAUAUCUAUGUCAAAAAUACUAUUGAUUACAGAUAUUAUCUUGAAUGAUACUUUCCUAAGUACAAUAUGUGAGAACAUGAAGCUAUCUCAUAUUCUAAGGCAUUUAGAUCCAAUUAUUGACGAUAUCAUUAUAAAACGUUUACAGAUCCGAAAUAACUACAUACCAGUUGAAUCGCAACUCGAGGAAGCAUCAAAAAAUAUUGAAAAGGAAUUUAUAAAUAUAGUAGCAUCAUCAAAUGAAAGCAAUUUUUGGCUAAAAUCAUCCUUAUUACUUGAAUAUGCUGAUGAUAAUGACAGAAUGAAAAUGUUAUCAUUGUUCAUUACAAAGUUGCUGAUCUCUGAUAAAUCGAUUCUAUAUCUGUUCCCCUCUUCAACAAAUUUAGAAGAUGUGGUGAAUUACUUAUACAAGAAUAAUAAACUAAAAAACGAGACGAUGAGUUUUGCCAGGUACAAGGCUUUAAAUUGGAAUAAUAUUUUUCAGGUAAUCAACAAAAAUAUAUCAUCUGAAGAUGUAAAUGCUAUAACGCCCAAAUCUAUAUUGUUUAUUUUAGCAUUAUUCAACAACAUAGGCAUUUGGAAAGAAUUUUUCGGUUUCCCUUGGGAUGAAGACUUUGUAACAACAUUAUUAUCAUUUGUGAGACAUUUUGACGAACGCAUAAAAGGAAGUUUCUUAUAUUCUGAAUUAAAUGAACAAGUGAUAUAUCAACAAAAUAAGUUAUCUGAAUUCCAUUCAGAAAUCCCCAUAUUUGCAUAUUUUAACACAAUAACUUUUCUUCGGUUUGGAUUUUCAAAGAGUGUUGAUAUGUUAUCUUCGGACUUAAAAAAAUUAUCAAUUGGCAUAUACGAUAUCCCUGAUAACUAUCUACUAACGAUAAUGAAUAAUUUUGAAUAUUUGCGAAAUGUGAUCAAAGAAGAGGCUACAUUAAUUAAUUUUACAAAUAAUUUGCUAGAUCAACUAAUGAUGCAGCAUCCGACUACUUUUGAACCACUUUUCCAAAAUAUAAAUGAUUUAACGAUUUUACCUUUAUUAUUAAAAAAGAAUGAGAAGAAAGCUACAUAUUUCAAUUACUUUAAAGAGAAUUUCGAUAAGAUUAAUAAAAUGGAUAUUUUUCUAGAGGCACUGGAUAUUGAGGACAAGUUAUUGUUCCAAAAAACAGAAGAUCCGAACAAAUUCACAUCCGUUCCUAAAUUGAACGUGAAUGAAAUUAAAUUACUUAUUAACUACCUUGACGAGAUUGUGAAAAGUAAAGUGUGUACAUAUACUGCCUUAGAACUAGGCCAAUUACUAUUAGAAACAAGAAAUUAUUUGUUGAAAAAUGAAUUCGAUAGCACUUUUGAUGACAAAGAAUACCGAUUGUUGAUGAAAUUUCCAAAAAUUAUUCUCCAUGAUAAAUUUGAAGGUAUCGAGUUAAGUGAAAACAAUUUGAUUAUUCAAAAAUCUGUUGAUAAUGAGGUCCAAAAAAAGCUUAUAUCAUUAUACAAAAAUGAAUUAUUACUCGAUGACCUUAUUCAGUAUUUAAUUAAACUGAAGCUAAGUACUAGCAUACAGGACAAUGAACUAUAUUGUGCGUUCAUUUAUUUCUUGAUUUUUGAGUCGGAUUUUUUCUUUCAGUAUCCAAAAACAAUCUUGGAGAUAACUGCUGAACUUUGGGGCUUGCUUAUUCAAAACAAUGUCGUCGAAGCAGUCUCUUUAGAUGUGUUUUGUAAAAUAAUAACAAAAUUUCAAAAAAGUGAAGAUGAGCGUUUAAAAUUAUUUGCAACUAUUUCCAGUAACAUUUUUAAUGAUAAAGAGAUUAUCACAUUACCUAAAUUUUUAAAAACAAUUAAGGUUAAUAAUCCUUCUAAUAAUACCCUUUUCAGCAGUGAGAUGAUUUUAGAGUCCGACAAUAAUGCAAAUUCUAAACCAACAUCAUUUACAAGGUAUUUUAAAGACACUCCUUAUUCAGCAAAAAAAGAUCAAAUUAAACCUGAAUUAGUUUCGGAUUCUAAAAUAUAUGUGCUGCUAUUAAAUUUAACAGAAAAAAAUUUCACAACUAAUCUCAAGCACUUCAAGGUCCUUGUUACACCACCAUAUUUUACCUACUUUUGCAGAACUAUUUUAUCAAAAUUUAUAUCACAGACAAAUGAUAACAAGGUAUUUGAAAAAUUAAUUUUUGGCAUGAAUUCAAAACAAUUAAUUGAGUGUAUGAUACAUGAAACUGUUAGUGCUCUAUUGGUAUUAUUGGAUACUGACUCCUGCGAUAUUAGUGAAUUGCACAAACUAGCUUUGUGGUUGGGAUUGAUAACAAUUGCCCAUGAUAUAGAGAUAGCUAACAACAUUCUUCCUCUCCGUCAAAUAUUGAUAGAUUCUGUUGAGAAUGGGUAUAUUGAUAAGGUAAUCUCGACGGUUUGCGGAAUUCUUGUUCAUGCAAAAGAAUCACACACAUUCAGGUUUCCAAACAUCUGGACGAGCUCGAUCCUUCAGGAGUUAUUCCAAAUAUAUCACUUGUCUGUCUUAUCUAUUCCACAUCUAUUUGAGAUUGAAUUUUUAUUUAAUGAACUAUUUGGUAAUAUUAAAAAUUUCAAAAUGCCAGAAUUAGUUGCUGAAUAUGAUCGCUUAUCAGAAAAUGAUAUACCAUUAGGUAAAAAAAUCAACAAUACAAAAAUUGAGCCACAACUAUCUCGCAAGUCGGUUAAUCAUCUAACUGUAUUUAGAAUAGAUAAAAUAAGCAAUAAAGCAACAUCUACAUCUAUUUUAGCUAUAGUAUCAAAUUUAGUUGGAUCUUCUACAUUGGUUUCAAAUAAAGAUUUAAGAGAAACUUUUGGCAUGGCUAUCUCUAAAAGUGUCUACACAGUUGUCACUAAUCUUUAUGAAACUGGAUUCGAACAUGUAUUGCCGAUAUGCUUAAUGGAAACGGAGAAAUUAUACAAUGUUGAUAUGAAUGAAGAACGGUUAAAUUUAAUUAUUGUGGAAAUUAUGAAUAAAGUGCCACUAAAAAAGUUGCUGUUAGAUGCGACUCAAUGCAUUAAAGUAGAUACAAAACAAAACAUGGAAUUGCUCUGCUCUAUGAAUUCUUUAAAAGAUUUGAGCAUGGAGACCGAUAUUGAUGGAACUCUGCAGGAAAACGAAUCUUUAAUUUACAAGAUAUUUUCAAGCUUAUUAACAGAAUUGUUUUUUUAUGAGAUUAAAAAAUUUAUCAUGCAAAAACAUAAAUCAGAAUUAGAUUCACAAGAUAAUAUAAAGUGUUUACGAGAAGCUUUAAAGGUUUCGAACUUACAGAAAAAUAACCAUCAAAUUAAUAAUAUCUCAAUGACUGCAAUAAAGAAUGAAACAAUGGCGCAUGAUACUCCUCCAGGUUUAUCAAUCAUAUCAAACCAGGUAGCAAGAAAGCCAACAGUGCAUAAUUACUUAACUACACCGGAAAACGACGAUAAGAAUGCAGUUGCUCAUUUAAUUAAUCUUUACUUGAGAAAUUUGAAAUCUAAUAUAUUAAAUUCAACUGACAAUGGGAUAAAUUUGAAUGGCGUGAUAUCAUUAAAUAUUCAGAUAUGCACAAAGAUAUUGGAAUUGUUUCCAAAAUAUAACACAAAUGCGGAAUUGAAGUCAAUUAUCUUUCAUGAAGUAUUUCAAUUGCUUGUAAUUACUCAGAACGAUUCAUUCAAAGAAAUCAUGUUUCAAUUUUUAAAAGAAUUCAAACACGAAUUCUCAAAUUUCAAAGUAUUUAUUAAUUGGUGGUUUAUAAAAUUCCUGCCAUUACAUCCAAUUUACAGUAAAGAAUUACUAAGAUUUUCAUUUGAAAAAAUUAUUGGAAAUGAAGACUUAGAUUUUAUCUUAUCUUCUAUUUUAUUAACAAAUAGAUCAUCCUCUUUUAUUGAAUUCCUCUGCGAAUUUUUUUUUCAAUGCAUUUCAAAUAAAUCAGAGAUGUUAUUGAAAAGUGAAUUUAUUUCGACUGUUGAAGCUCUUUCUCGAUUCAAUAAUGACGCUGCGAAACAUGUAUUGAAUGUGUUUGAUUCCUAUUCUUUACUUCAGAAUAUUGAAAGUUCUUCACAAACUAAAAAAAAUAAAUAUAUUUUGAUACUUAUUGAGUUUAUCUCUCUACUCAAGAAUUCAUCUACUGAGGGCAAAGUUAUUCUUGUCUUUUUAAAGCAAUUGUUUCAAAAGAAGGUUUUCUGCGAUACUAAUGAUUUAAUUGAAUUUUUUAAUAUUUUACUUCAAUAUUCUGAACAAAUGUUUACAGCUUCAACUUCUGCCACUGAUGCAUUAUUAGUUGUAGAUGCUGUUGUUGUUUUAUUUAUGAAUUUACUCAUAUAUCUUGAUAUUGACAAUUUAUUAAGAAAGGACGUCGUUGAGUUGUUUAUGUCUCAAAUAUCGUUCCAUUUCAACGAGCAACAUAACAUAAAUAAAUUAAACGAAAGGUUUUAUUUUAGAUUAUAUUCAUCAUUGUUGUGCCAGUGGUCAAGCAUGGUUACUGAUGAUUUUAAAAGUGUUGAAAAUGAAUCUAUUCAGCAUGACUUAAAAGAAUUUAUUCCUAUAUUUUACAAUACCAUCACCUCGGCUUUACAUUCAUUCCAGCCUGUUUUAUUUCCUGGGUUUUCCUUUGCAUUUCUUUCUUUGAUAUCUCAUAGAAUGUUAUUACCCUUUUAUCUUCAAAACGAGUCUUACUGGAUGGACAUUACGUUACUAUUCGGCGAUGUUCUAAAAUUCAUCGAUUUAUAUUCUACUCAGGAAUAUGUGUCUACAAUUAUUGAAGUCCUAACGAAUGGCAUGAUCAAUAUCUUUGAAAAGAUAUCGGAUGAAUAUCCUCAAUAUUUAAUUGCUAAUCAUUCGCAGCUGAUAGCAUUAUUACCUGAAUCAUCUGUGAAAUUAAAAAAUAUCGUUCUAUCUUCAAGCCCAGUUGGUUUUGAAACUGAAUGUUAUAGAAAAGAACUCGACGAAACUGUAGUCAAUGACAGCAGUGCACCUUCCAUUAAGACAGACCCAACAUUAAUUAUAUCCAGGAUAAAGAAGCCUCUGGUAAGUUAUAUAAGAAUGCCUUCAUCUUCAUCACUUAUGCAAAUUAAUAAAGACAUAUACUUGAGAAAUUUAAAGACAGUGAAUGGUAUUGGUUACAAUGUGAUAACGGUAGAUCCCAAAAAAAUAAGAGCAAUAAUUUUAUUCAUUUUAAUACAACUAGCUAAUGAAUUAAAAAAAUUGUCUUAUAAAGUAGUUUUUAACUUAAAUUCUUCCUAUUACACUUUGUUAAAAUCUAUGAUUUUUGUUGAUGGUAGUGAUAAAGAGGAAGUUAGAUAUAGAUUGAUAUCAGUUAUUGUUGAACAACUAAGAUACCCAAACAUUCACACGUUUUGGUGUAUUUACUUCCUUGAAAAUAUUUAUCAAAAUCAUGAUGAAACAGACGAUGAAAUUGUGUUAAAAGAAGUUCAAGAAAUAAUACUACGAUGCAUAUUUGAAAGAUUAUUAAUUGUAAACGAUGGACCGUAUCCUUGGGGUUGUGUUGAAUUGCUCAUCCAUUUAAUCAACUUACGAAAAGUUGAUAUCACGGAUUUGCAACUAAUUAAAAAUAAUGCCACUUUCAAAUCUAAAUUAGAACAGUUUUUCUGA